GAAAGUUAAGCAGUCUGCUCGGCCAAGCAGAGGGACCGCAUAGCCGAGCGUAGCUGGCCCGUCAAAGCAAGACGGAGAGCGGAGCUCCGGCGUUUUUGAGACGGGGGUGGGGGCGCACCGAUCUUGAUAGGCGGAGGAGGAAAGCCGUGGCCCGAAAACGGGUCAGGUUUCAGGGGGAGUGACGCUCCGUGGAACCUAGGGGAGGGGGCUGGAGCCGGAGCUGGUGGGGACGUAAGGGAGGUGGGAGGGGGGGCAGAAGAAGCCCUUUGUAAACCUGACAAAGCGUUUGAGAUUAGAACAAGUAUUCUCGGAGGAGCAGGAGACGUGCAACCCCCAGGAUCUCCGAAAUUAAUGGAUCCUGUCUUCGCUGGAGGACGUGGAAAAAAGAGAGUCUUCUUCGCUUUACACGCCCAGACUCGCAACAAAUGGUGCAUUUUCACGAAGUUUACAUUACUGCGAAAAAAUGAACGUCUAAUCCUAUUCUGUUCAUAAGAAGCAAUAAACAGUUGGAGAAACUUUGGUGGACUUGUUUUUGGGAUCCGCUACCAUUUUUUGGAUGUACAAUCUCCUGGAUUUUUCAAGAAUAAUAGUUGCUGGGUGUAAUUUGGAUUUUUGGGGGCUUUUCUCCUCAUUUGAAAAGGGAAUCUUGACGGAUUUCGGAUUAGUUCAGAAAUCACUGCUUGGCAUUUGCGCUGCUGCGGAGAGAAAUCUCACCGUCAGGAGUGCACUCUCUCCGGCCCAUGCAGCCGCCUGCGGCUCCGUGCAUGCUGAUCAAACUCGGUACAUUAGUGCAUCAAGGUCAGGUGACUGGGGGGCAUUCCCGUGAGUGACAGGCCCGACAGCCAGCAGUUCAUGGUUGGGUGGAACUCCUCAGAUGGGAUCUCUGUCCAGGGGGAGGCCAAGGAGGGGGGGAUGGGCACGCCCGGCCCCCGGUGACGGGAUGUCUGCGUGGCUCUGGCUGCUGGGCGUGGCCUUGCUAUCGCUGGUGACGGCUUCGGGGGCACGGCCGCCCAUCAGCACCACCGAGAAAGACAACACCACACCGGAGCCUGAGGAGCCUCCAACAAAGUACCAAAUCUCUAAGCCCAAGGUGUGCUCGGUGCACCCUGGCGAACCGCUGAUGCUGAGGUGCCCGCUGCCUGGGGCGGGCACCGUCACCUGGAUGAAGGACGGCUUCUUGCUGGGGCCCAACAACCGCACGCUUAUAGAGCACGAGCUGCUGCAGAUCCGCGAUGCCACCGCCAAGGACUCGGGUCUGUACACGUGCAGCACUGCCGGCCCCCCGGGCAGCAACACGCUCUGCUUCAUCGUCAAUGUCACAGAUGCCAUCUCGUCUGGCGACGACGAGGACGACACGGAGCGUUCCGAGGACAUCCCCGGAGACGGGGAACAGAUACGGGCGCCCUACUGGACCCUGCCAGAUAGGAUGGAGAAGAAGCUGCACGCCGUGCCGGCGGCCAACACGGUGAAGUUCCGCUGCGCGGCGGGAGGGAACCCCAAACCCACCAUGCACUGGCAAAAGAAUGGCAAACCUUUCCGACCAGAGGACCGCAUGGGAGGGUACAAGGUGAGAUACCAGCACUGGACCCUGAUCAUGGAGAGUGUGGUUCCUUCGGACAAAGGCAACUACACCUGUCUGGUGGAGAACAAGUACGGAUCCAUCAACCACACCUACACACUGGACGUAGUGGUCCCCGAGGAGCAGGUCAAGGGACUGACGUCACCUGACUAUGUUGAGAUCGCCAUCUACUGCGUGGGCGUCUUCCUCAUCGCCUGCAUGGUGGUGGUGGUGGUCGUGUGUCGCAUGCGCACCACCGCCAAGAAGCCCGACUUCAGUGGCCAGCCCACCGUGCACAAGCUCAGCAAGCAGAUUCCCCUGCGUCGCCAGGUAACAGUGUCAGCAGACUCGGGCUCCUCCAUGAACUCCAGUACCCCCCUGGUACGCAUCACCACCCACCGAUCCUCAGCCCAUGACGACCCAAUCCCGGAAUACGAUCUUCCGGAGGAUCCGCGCUGGGAGUUCUCCCGGGAUAAGCUGACGCUUGGCAAGCCUCUGGGAGAGGGAUGUUUUGGGCAGGUGGUGAUGGCCGAAGCUAUGGGGAUCGACAAGGACAAGACCAAGGAUGCUGUGACAGUGGCAGUCAAGAUGCUGAAAGACGACGCCACGGAGAAGGACCUCUCUGACCUGGUGUCUGAGAUGGAGAUGAUGAAGAUGAUUGGGAAGCACAAAAACAUCAUCAACCUGCUGGGGGCUUGUACGCAGGAUGGCCCUCUCUACGUCAUUGUGGAGUACGCGUCCAAGGGGAACCUUCGGGAAUAUCUGCGAGCCCGCCGGCCGCCCGGCAUGGAGUACUCCUACGACAUUGCCCGUGUAUCAGACGAGCAGCUCACCUUCAAGGACCUGGUGUCCUGUGCCUACCAGGUGGCCCGUGGUAUGGAGUACCUGGCCUCACAGAAGUGUAUUCAUCGGGACUUGGCCGCGAGGAACGUACUGGUCACAGAAAGCAACGUCAUGAAGAUAGCUGACUUCGGCUUGGCCAGGGACGUCCACAACAUCGAUUACUAUAAAAAGACCACAAAUGGUCGUCUCCCAGUGAAGUGGAUGGCUCCGGAAGCCCUCUUCGACCGAGUGUAUACGCACCAGAGUGACGUGUGGUCGUUCGGCGUGCUGAUGUGGGAGAUCUUCACGCUGGGUGGCUCUCCAUACCCAGGCAUCCCUGUGGAGGAGCUCUUCAAACUCCUCAAGGAAGGCCACAGGAUGGACAAGCCCAGCAACUGCACCAACGAGUUGUACAUGAUGAUGAAAGACUGUUGGCACGCCAUCUCCUCCCAUAGACCCACCUUCAAACAGCUGGUGGAGGACUUGGACCGCAUCCUUACCUUGGCCACCAAUGAGGAGUAUCUGGACCUGUGUGCCCCCACCGAGCAGUAUUCUCCCAGCUUCCCAGACACACGCAGCUCCUGUUCUUCUGGAGAUGACUCUGUAUUCUCCCAUGAGCCCCUCCCGGACGAGCCCUGCCUCCCCAAGUAUCAGCACAUCAACGGCGGGGUAAAGACAUGAGGCUGCAGGGACGCGGUCAGCUCUGUGACCUCCAUGCCACCCCCCCCCGAAUAGUCUUCCUACUAGCCCCUGGAAAAGGGCAAGACCCGCAAACCCCUCCCCCCCAAACUUCUGCUCCACUCACCCUUUCUGGAUCCCGGUGGACUUUUGGACCCAGGGGGUGCCGGACUAAAGACGUGCUGCUGUUGGAUCUGAACUGAGCUGUGUGGCAGACACACGCGCGCACACGUACAUACACACAUACCUGCAUGCACGCGCAGACGUGCGACUCCAAGCUCUUAAUGGGAGGGCGGGCCCCGAAAAUGCUCCACGUGAAUGACUUGACUGCCCAAUCCUGGGGUCCGCUUCUCACUUUUUUUUUUUUUUUUUUUUUUUUUUAGUUUCUUUUUAUUGUUUUUCUUUCUCCGAGAUCCUGAAAUAGUUUAAAAUGAUUGAUUUCAUUCCACUGGCUGGCAUUUCUGAAACUGGGAAGCGUGGACCAGUGUCCUCUACUGGAGGACUUAUGGACAAAAAUAGGAAAUAAACAUGAAAAAUAAACUAAAACUAACAAAAAAAAAUUAGGGAAAGAGAAAGACACUGCCUCAUGUUUUUGUAAUAUGGUUUGUAUUUUCUUUUUUGAUAAGCCCACACCAUUAUUAUUAUUGAGCUGAAUACACAGUAUAUAGUGCUGGGUAUAUGUGUAAAUAUAUUCAAAUAUGUAUAAAUAUAUAUAUUAUAUUUACAGUGAAUUAUUUUUUGUAUGGAUUCCAGAGUAACUUUCCCCUCCUCUUGCCCCCUAUCUGAGGUGUCUAACAGAGUCUGUUUCACUUCUACUCAAAUACAUAAUGGAGUUUGGGCUGUCCGGUGGUAGCAUGUUAAUUUAUUGACUUAUGUUUUUAAAGACGAAAAAGUAAAAAAAAAAAAUGCCGUAAUAAAGAAAUAAUAUUAAUGAAAUAAUAAAUAAUCCAUUAUGUUUAUUGUAAUUUAAAAUGAUCUUUCAGAGGAGGUUACAGAAAUGAUUUAGUGGGUAUUUGGAAGAUCCUGCACUCGUUUUUAGACGUUUUAAUAUGAAUAUUAAGUUCAUUUGACACACUUUACAUUUUAUUUUCUAAUACUUCUUUGACAUAGAAGAUGCUUUCUCAUUUUAAGAUUGUAGCAAGGGAAAUGCUGACUAUCAGUGUGUGACAGAAUGGCAUCUUCACAAAUACCCGCUAAUGUUCUGUCACUUCACCUAGACUAAAUAGAUUCCACAAAAUUCACGUAAGGUUUUUUUUUUUUUCCUCAGAAAACAAAAGUAUUAAAAAAUCAUCCAAGUGUUUCCAAUUUUUUUCCUGCGAGUGUUGAUUUUUCUGACACUUACUGCAAAAUUAAAGGUGAAAAACUGAAA
Messenger RNA from Paramormyrops kingsleyae, 4427 nucleotides. The record is from RefSeq and is a predicted model, not a curated record. NCBI's taxonomy places the organism in Eukaryota, Metazoa, Chordata, Actinopteri, Osteoglossiformes, Mormyridae.